AUGGCCCGCAGUAUACUGAGACAACUUGGCGUGCUUGCUAUCGUCUUCUUGGACCUGGGUCAAUGGAGCAAAGUCGCCGCCGCUACGACAGUAGCAUCUGCUGCGAAUUCAGUCUCUGGUCCUGUGACCAAGCGAGAGGCGCCGCUGUUCGAAUGGGAGACUGUCCACCUGUCCCGAUCGAGGCUCGACGCUCUCGAGGCCACCAACGAUGCUGCGCUGUUCUCGUCCAACGACAAGGCCAAGCGUGCAAGUAGUUCAGGAGACUGCAAAGUCUUUCCAGGGGAUGUCGAUUAUCCAAGCCAGGAGAUGUGGGACCAGUUGAACUCCCUUUCGGGUGGUGCUCUGAUCAAGACCGUGCCCCUGGCUGCCGCUUGCGAUCCUGAAUGGCCGCAGUAUGAUCCAGUCGAAUGCCAAAGGAUCCAGGAUACCUGGAUGGAUCCCAACCUACACGUCUCACAUCCAACUUCGGCCAUCUGGCCACUCUACCAAGGCCUCACCUGCCUACCGACUGGACACCGCAUCGGGAAUGAUACGUGCACUCUGGGCGGCUAUGCCUCGUACUCGGUCAACGUCAGCAGUGUGGAGCACAUCCAGCUGGCGAUGAAAUUUGCGCGCGACACCAACAUGCGGCUCGUGGUCAAGAACACAGGGCACGACUUUGCUGCCAAGUCUGUUGGCGCAGGUGCCUUGUCCAUCUGGACGCACAACCUGGAUGACAUUGUGUUCCUGAGGAACUACAGUUAUGGUGGGUAUAGCGGACCGGCCUUCAAGCUCGGUGCUGGGGUGAUGGUGUACCAGAUUUACGAGGCAGCCGAGAAGGAGGGGGUUUCUGUCGUUGGUGGGCUGUGUUGGACAGUCGGAGUUGCAGGAGGCUACACUGCUGGGGGUGGUCACUCCAUGUUGACUAGCAUGUACGGGAUGGGAGCAGAUCAGGUGCUGUCGAUGGAAGUGGUCCUCCCAAACGGCACAUUCACCACAGCCAGCCAGACCCAGAACCCUGAGCUCUUCUGGGCACUCCGCGGCGGCGGUGGAGGCACCUUUGGCGUGGUGACAUCCAUCAUUGUCGUCGCCCAUCCAAAACUGCCCGUCACCACAAUGACCUUUACCCUGUCCACCGGCCCAGAGCUCCCACGCGACACCUUCUGGGCCGGCAUCCGAGCCUUCAUGUCACACUACGUCGAGUUUGCCGACGCGGGAACCAUGAGCUACUUCUUCAUGAGGAAAAACCUGACCACGGGCGUCACCUCCUUCAUCCUCCAACCCUUGUGGGGCGCCAACCACACCCGCGCCCAGCUCGAAGGCCUCGUGGCCCCAUGGCUCGCGGACCUCGCGGACCUCAACAUCGCCGUGACCCCCAACAUCACCGAGUUCGAAAGCGUCCUCCCGGCCUGGGUGGCCAACUUCCCGCUCGACCAGGUCGGCCGCACCGACGGACACGGCGGGUCGCGGCUCCUCCCGCGCCCCAACUUUGCCGACGAGGACAGGCUGAACGCCACGGUGGCGGCGGUGCGGCACGCCGUCGAGUCGGGCGCCUUCAUGGUCGGGUACAACAUCAAGGUCGGCGGCGCGUCCGUCGCCGGCCCCAACGCCGUCAACCCGGCCUACCGCGCCGCCUACGGCUUCUUCAUCCUCGGCGCCAGCUGGGACGAGACGGGCGACGGGUUUUGGGAGGCCAACGCGCGCGCCAGCGAGGUGCUGACCACGGACUGGGUCGCGGGCCUGAGGGACCUCAGCCCCGGGUCCGGGACCUACCUGAGCGAGAGCGACAUCAACGAGCCAGACUGGCAGUUUUCCUUCUGGGGUGAGCAUUACGGCAGGCUAUUGACGCUGAAGAGGGAGCUGGACCCGGAUGGCUUGUUUUACGUCCCGCAGGGGGUUGGGUCCGAGGAGUGGACCGUGACGGGCCAGAGGGAGUGGGUUCCCACGCAGAACGGAAGGCUUUGUCGAGUGUGA
Molecule: messenger RNA, 1953 nt
Organism: Pyricularia pennisetigena
Lineage: Eukaryota; Fungi; Ascomycota; Sordariomycetes; Magnaporthales; Pyriculariaceae
Exons: 4
Coding region: 1-1953 (650 amino acids)
Molecular function (GO): oxidoreductase activity; FAD binding
Source: RefSeq, a predicted model, not a curated record